Messenger RNA from Ziziphus jujuba (common jujube), 4480 nucleotides. RefSeq names its product protein CHROMATIN REMODELING 8. Gene Ontology annotation, molecular function: ATP-dependent chromatin remodeler activity; ATP binding. The record is from RefSeq and is a predicted model, not a curated record. Gene Ontology annotation, cellular component: nucleus. The transcript is spliced from 8 exons. The coding region runs from base 490 to 4146 and encodes 1218 amino acids. Gene Ontology annotation, biological process: transcription-coupled nucleotide-excision repair. Lineage: Eukaryota; Viridiplantae; Streptophyta; Magnoliopsida; Rosales; Rhamnaceae.
UAGUUUUCCCUUUUAUGUGUUCUUGAGGUUAUUGAAAAUUCCAAGCGCCCAAAGUCACAGACUGCCAAACUUGCGCAACACGCGAAUUGCUAGAGGAGGUGGGCAGGUUAGUAAUCCUCAACCACUUGCUCACCACAUAAAAGCCACAACCCUUCCCGGUAAUUUCAGUCUCUCUACGACGGUUGGCACAAGGAAAAAAAAUGGAGACGUAGUAUAGAAAAAGCAAAACGCAGCCCGCGAAAAGAAAGUGCGAAAAUUGUCGAAUACGCGAAUAAGGAGCUGUGUGCAGUACUGAUUCAGCUCUGUUUCUAUUUGAUUUCCGAGGUUAUAAAUGUUUCUAUAGACCCCGAAGCAAAACUAGACGGGAAAUUAAUUUCGAAACAGGGUGUUUCCGAAUCUCCAAAAUUGAUCGUUCAAGAUUGGUGGCGGCUAAUCGUCGUUAUUGUGGAGAAAAUUGCAGAGUUCGAGUGGUGCGGUUGGCAGAAUUCCAUGGAGGAAGACGAGGAUAGGGUUUUGCUUAGUAGUUUGGGGAUCACGUCUGCGAAUCCUGAAGAAAUUGAACGUAACAUAUUAUCCGAGGCAAGAAAUAAUGCGGGGAAUAGUAGUGAAGGUGGAGCAGACACUGAGGAGGAAUCUCUUGAUAGGUCAGAAAGCACAGAUCCAUCGUCUGCUAGUCAUGCAAAACUCUAUAAUAAGUUGAGGGCUGUGGAAUUUGAAAUAGAUGCUGUUGCAUCUUCUGUCGAACAAGCAAGAAAUAUUACAAGCAAUGAAGACCACACUUGUGAUGGUAAUGAAAAUGGGGAGCAAGCGGAUAGAGAGGAUGGCUAUCAGGGUUCCCCUAAUAGUUUAAACCUUCAGCAUGCCCUGGCUGCUGAUCGGCUUAGAAGUCUGAAGAAAACAAGGGCUCAAAUUGAGAAGGACCUUUCAGACUUGUGCAAGAACAAACCUACAAAAGAUAUUGAGAAUGAUAAGUUGAUAUUAGAUAUCGUCAAGGAGGAGUCAAGACCAAAGAGGAAGUCGAAAGAAGUUCAGAAAUCUAGCAAGAAGUUAAAGAAGCGAUUCAAAGCAGUCUCGUUUGAUGAGGAUGGUGAUUUCGAUGCAGUGUUGGAUGCUGCUUCUACUGGCUUUGUUGAAACAGAAAGGGAUGAAUUGGUUCGGAAAGGAAUUUUAACUCCUUUUCAUAAGCUGAAGGGCUUUGAGCGUCGUCUUCAGGAAUCAAGUUCAUCUCAGAGUUCCAAUUUACAUGGAGAGGAAGACAGAAAUUAUGAUUUUGCUUCAGCCAGUGUUGAUAGGACAGCCCAGUUAAUAGAAGAGGCUGCAAAAGCUCGCCGAACAAUAAAGCUGCUGGAUUCAGACGCUGUGCCUGAACUUGAUGCACCCACUCGCCCUUUUCACAGGCUAAAAAAGCCUCUUAAGAUUCCUAGAUCCCUAGAGGAUGAGGCAGAGAGGAAAAAGAGUUCAAAAAGAAAAACCAAACGGCCAUUGCCUGACAAGAAGUGGAGAAAGCACAUUUCUACUGAGGAGAAUGAUUUGGAAGGAAAUAAAGAUAUAAGAGAAAAUUUUGAGCAUUCAGAUGGUGAAGAAGAAAGAAGGCAAGGGACUGUUGAGGAUGAAGAUGAUGAUGAACUUCCUCAUGUAAUCCUCGAAGGUGGACUGAAAAUUCCAAGUUACAUAUUUGACCAGCUUUUUGACUACCAGAAAGUAGGGGUACAGUGGCUAUGGGAAUUGCAUUGCCAAAAAGCAGGUGGAAUUAUUGGAGACGAGAUGGGUCUUGGCAAGACCAUCCAGGUCUUAUCUUUUCUCGGUGCAUUGCAUUUCAGUGGUUUGUAUAAACCAAGCAUUAUUGUCUGCCCAGUUACACUUUUGAGGCAGUGGAAAAGGGAGGUUCGGAAAUGGUAUCCAAGCUUUCAUGUUGAGUUACUUCAUGAUUCUGCACAGGAUCCUGACAAUAGGAAGAAGCGAUCCAAAUCUCAUGAAAGUGAUUAUGACAGUGAAAGUUCACUGGACAGUGAUUACGAGGAAGAAUUACCAUCUAAAAGCACCGACAAAUGGGCUUCUUUGAUAAUCCGUGUUUUGAGGUCAGAAUCUGGAUUGCUUAUAACCACAUAUGAGCAACUCCGUAUAUUAGGGGAAAAAUUACUUGACAUCGAAUGGGGUUAUGCAGUUUUGGAUGAAGGUCACCGUAUACGAAAUCCAAAUGCUGAAAUUACUCUAGUAUGUAAGCAGCUGCAGACAGUUCAUCGCAUAAUAAUGACAGGUGCACCAAUUCAGAAUAAGCUGACUGAACUGUGGUCUUUGUUCGAUUUCGUUUUCCCUGGAAAGUUGGGGGUUUUGCCUGUCUUUGAGGCUGAGUUUGCAGUUCCCAUAUCUGUAGGUGGUUAUGCAAAUGCUUCACCUUUGCAAGUAUCCACAGCAUACAGGUGUGCAGUGGUUCUGCAUGAUUUGAUCAUGCCAUAUCUUCUUAGGCGUAUGAAGGCUGAUGUGAAUGCCCAUCUUCCUAAGAAGACUGAACAUGUCCUUUUUUGCAGCCUCACUGCUGAGCAACGAUCUGUAUAUAGAGCAUUUCUUGCUAGUUCUGAGGUGGAACAGAUUUUUGAUGGCAAUAAGAAUUCUCUUUAUGGAAUUGAUGUGAUGCGCAAGAUCUGCAACCAUCCAGAUCUCCUUGAAAGGGAACACUCCUGUCAGAAUCCAGACUAUGGGAAUACCGAACGCAGUGGAAAAAUGAAAGUUGUUGCCCAAGUGCUCAAAGUAUGGAAGGAGCAAGGUCAUCGUGUUCUUCUUUUUACACAAACUCAACAAAUGCUUGACAUCUUAGAAAUUUUUUUGAUUUCUGGAGGUUAUAACUACCGGAGAAUGGAUGGCCUUACUCCCAUAAAGCAGAGAAUGGCCUUAAUAGACGAGUUUAACAACACAAAUGAUGUGUUUGUCUUCAUCCUAACAACAAAGGUUGGUGGUUUAGGGACCAAUCUGACGGGUGCAAACAGGGUGAUCAUUUUUGAUCCUGAUUGGAAUCCUUCAACUGACAUGCAGGCAAGAGAACGUGCUUGGCGUAUUGGUCAGAAGCGGGAUGUAACAGUUUACAGAUUGAUUACCCGGGGAACAAUAGAGGAGAAAGUGUAUCAUCGGCAGAUUUACAAACAUUUUCUCACCAAUAAGAUAUUAAAGAACCCACAACAGAGAAGGUUCUUUAAAGCUCGAGACAUGAAGGAUCUUUUUACUCUAAAUGAUGAUGGGGAGUCUCGGACUACUGAAACAUCUAAUAUAUUCGGCCAUUUAUCUGAAGAUGCCAAUGUUGUUGGGGUUCAGAAGGAUGAGCAGGCUAAUCAAGGGCAUCUCAGAGUGGCCAUGCCAUCUGCUGAUGGAGCUAUGACUGACAAAAGAAACAAUUUAGACACCGGAUCUUUCAGAAGAAAAGGAAAAGAAAAAACCGAUGAUAGUAAUGGUGAGGUAGAUGAGGAAACAAAUAUCUUGAGAAGUCUUUUUGAUGCUCAUGGGAUACAUAGUGCAAUGAACCACGAUGUAAUCAUGAAUGCCCAUGAUGAAGAAAAGAUCAGGCUCGAGGAGCAGGCUUCUCGAGUUGCUCAAAGAGCAGCAGAAGCGUUGCGCCAAUCACGAAUGCUACGGAGGCGUGAAAGUAUAUCUACACCAACAUGGACUGGGAAAUCAGGAGCUGCUGGUGCACCAUCGGCAGUUCGCCGGAAAUUCGGAUCAACUGUCAAUACCCAGUUGGUGAAUGGUUCCAAUAAUGGAACAAUUGCAGCUGGUGCGUUAGCUGGGAAGACAUUAUCUUCAGCUGAAUUACUGGCAAGAAUCCGAGGAAACCAAGAAAAAGCCGCAGAUGCUGGAAUGGAGCAUCAGUUAUUGACGACUCCAAGUGCUAACAGAGGAAAAUCUGUCGAAGCUGGUCCCUCUAGAUCAUCUCACAAGUUAGGUGGAGUGCAGCCUGAAGUAUUGAUUCGUCAAAUAUGUACAUUUAUACAGCAAAGAGGUGGAAGCACCAAUUCUGCCAGCAUAGUGCAACAUUUUAAAGACAGAAUACCUACAGAGGAUCUAGCCUUGUUUAAGAAUCUUUUGAAGGAAAUAGCAGUAUUGGAGAAAAGCCCAAAUGGAUCGGUUUGGGUUCUAAAGCCAGAGUAUCAAAAUUAACCCACAAAUCUCUGAUUUUGUCCAUUGACGGUUCUGAUUGCUUGGAAUGUGCUUUCCUUUUCAGGUUGUCAUAUAACUGUCACGUUUUUUUGAAUUAAUGCUUUUCCCAUGUCGAAGGUGACGGGAUGGAAAAGUACUUAAAUCACAUGGUUCUUCUGCCACCGUUUUGAUUUAAACCACAGGAUCUGUACAGCGUAAAAUUUGUAUUUUUUUUUUUUUUUUGGAAAAAAAAAAAAAGAUUGUGUAAGAAACAAAUUUCCUAUUCUUUUUGACAGUAAAUCAGUGGGCCUGAAAAGAAAAUCCAAAAUUUAAAUUCUCAAUCAGUUUCAUGUAA